Ornithorhynchus anatinus (platypus) is the source of this 1642-nucleotide messenger RNA. It is a transcript of the gene ARMC1, whose product is annotated as armadillo repeat containing 1. Gene Ontology annotation, molecular function: protein binding; metal ion binding. Lineage: Eukaryota; Metazoa; Chordata; Mammalia; Monotremata; Ornithorhynchidae. The record is from RefSeq and is a predicted model, not a curated record.
GUGCUCUUUCCACUAGGCCACGCCGAAAGAAACGUGCGGAGAGCACUCGGUAGGAUUUCAUACAUGUGGCAUAGAGGAUGAACUCCUCCACCAUGAACGAGGAGCCCGACGCGCUGUCGGUAGUCAACCAGUUGCGGGAUCUAGCGGCCGACCCGCUAAACCGGCGGGCCAUCGUCCAGGAUCAGGGAUGUCUGCCGGGCCUCAUCUUGUUUAUGGAUCACCCCAACCCUCCCGUGGUCCAUUCAGCUUUGCUGGCUCUUCGCUACUUGGCAGAAUGCCGUGCCAACAGAGAAAAGAUGAAAGGGGAACUGGGUAUGAUGUUGAGCUUGCAAAAUGUAAUUCAAAAGACUACAACUCCAGGGGAGACUAAGCUUCUGGCCUCUGAAAUCUACGACAUCCUUCAGUCUUCCAACACGGAAGACACCGGCAACAUGAACGAAAUGAAUUCCCGCCGGCGGAAAGCGCAGUUUUUCCUGGGAGCCACAAAUAAACGCGCCAAGACGGUGGUUUUACAUAUAGACGGCCUUGAUGAUUCGUCUCGGAGAAAUCUGUGUGAAGAAGCCUUGUUGAAAAUUAAAGGUGUCAUUAGCUUUACCUUUCAAAUGGCAGUUCAGAGAUGUGUAUACGAAUCCGUUUCGGACUUGAAAGCGGAGGCAUUUGCCACAGCAAUAGCAUCUACCAAAGUAUUGAAAGCACAGCAAGUUGUGAAAAGUGAAAGCGGAGAAGAGAUGCUGUCCCAUUCCAAGAUGCCCCUGUCGUAAGUCGAACAGAACACCAGACCUCCCUGAUACCUGCCCGAGGACGAGAGCCCCACAAAGGAACAAGAUAAAGCCGUGUCUCGCGUCGGCUCCCACCCAGAAGGCGGAGCCAGCUGGCUGAGUACGGCCGCCAACUUUCUUGUCCCGCUCUUUUUACUUGGUGACUGAAGUCUGGGGGCUCGAAGAACUGCGACCCCCCCCGACGGGGGCAGGGGGAGGGUCCAGUUUUCCAUUGGCGUGGUGAAACUGUCAAGUGCAAUUCGCAAUAAGAUAUCAAGGGGAGUUUUUAGAUGACGUAUGCUGCAUAUCCAUUUUUACCGGACGUUUAGCCUGCCUGGCGGUUGAAAGGACAGAGGCCUCAGAUGGAAUUGCUUUUGUUUUGGUUAUAUUAUUUAUUUUUGUUUUUUAAUUUUGGUGGUUUUUCCUGAACAUUUUAUUGCCUCACAUUUUUAUAUGGGUCCACUAUAGAAAAAAACAAAAACACAAACAUUUAUUGCAUAUGCAGCUUUAAGUUUUUACUUCACAUUGAGCCAUGUGAUUGGGAAAACUCAUUUUCACCUUGUCUCAGGACCUUACCGAGAAAUUCUUUUUUAACUCUAAUGUGCAUGAAUCAAUAAGCCUUUUUUUGUUUUUCUUUUUUUUUUGUGUGUGUGUCUCCCUUGUUCCUAAUGAAGGAUGCUUCUUUUGGUUCUCUAGGCCAGAAAUCUAGAAGACAGUAGAUCUACAUUGUCUUUCUACCUUUUUUUUUGCCUAUCCAUGUUCACAGAACCUGAGUUUCCUCCACUCUUUGUAUAUGAGACUUUCUAUGAAUUGGGAUAUCCAGUAAACCCCUGUGUACACGUUAGUAAUUUCCCAGCCCUCAAACCACUGAAGUCUGAUGAGAU